Miscanthus lutarioriparius is the source of this 1449-nucleotide messenger RNA. The record is from the annotation of a GenBank genome assembly. Lineage: Eukaryota; Viridiplantae; Streptophyta; Magnoliopsida; Poales; Poaceae.
AUGGUGAAGAGGCUCAGGCGCAAGGGCGACGCCUCCUCCGAGCCGCCGCCCAAGGCCGCCGCCCCUGGGUCGACCAAGCCCGACAAGUUUAAGAAGAGGGGGGUCAAAACCGCGGGCAUCUCUGAGGCGUCUGCUUCGGCGCAGACACCCGCCCCAAAACCAGUCAAGACUAGUCCGGCGGCCGCCGCCACCGCAGAGACUGCAGAUGACCGGGUCGCGCAGAGCAAAACGGAGAAUAGGAAGUUGAGUAGGAAGGAGACGAUGAAGGGGAGAGAGGAGAAGAAGGUAGAGGGGGCCAGUGGCGGGGUCGCCCAGAGCAAGACGGAGGGGGAGGCAGAAGAGAGGACGACGAGUAGGAAGGAGAUAAUGAAGGGGAGGGAAGAGGAGCGUGUGAAGAGGGAAGAGAAGAGAAGGAAGACGACGGGGAAGGAAAAGGAGGAGGAAGAAAGUGGCUCGGGAUUCAUAUUCAUGUGCAGUGCGAGGACGAAGCCAGAGUGCUACCAGAACGGCGUGUUUGGCCUGCCCAGGGGGAAGAUGGAUGUGGUGGAGAAGAUCCGGCCAGGGGCGAAGCUGUUCUUGUAUGAUUUUGACCUCAAGCUAAUGUAUGGGGUGUACAAGGCAGAUACAAGGGGAGGAUUGGAUCUUGUGCGACAUGCCUUUGAUGGGAAAUUCCCUGCACAGGUUAAAUUUAGCGUUGACAUGGAUUGUCUUCCUAUUCCUGAGAGCAGUUUCAAGAAUGCCAUUAAGGAGAACUACACCUCAAAAGGCAGGUUCAGCCAAGAGCUUAACUAUAAACAAGUUCAAAGACUAUUGGCAAUGUUCAAGCCUAUUGGCCUUUCUCAGCCAGCUCCACAACAUAUCGAGGAAGUGCGACGAUCACGUAUCGUUGAAGAUAUUCGAAAACCGAGUGAUUAUGAAGAAAGAAGACGAUUGCAACAUAUUGACGAAAGGGGUGCACCUAUUAAUGUCCAUGCACAUCCUCUUGAAGAUCAGUACAAGAUCACACGAUCAUUACAUCCUCCACUUCUUGACGAGCCUCGACGUGGUGUGGUGCUAGAUCCUUAUCACAUGCAAGAGCUUCAACAUGUUCCUCUUAAUUACUAUCACCAAGUGGCUACUAGGUCUCCAUACCAUCAACCUCAUAUGGAUAUUAUGCAUGAAAGAACUGCAGCUGAGGCAACUGUUAGGGAUCCACUUAUGGUAAGAGAUCACCGAGCACUGCCAGGAGAGCUUGCUGCACGGUCUGAACGCGUGGAUGAGCUGUACCGUUCCUACAAACUCUCUACACGCGCAAUGGACUUCAAUCCGGGAGCAUCCUACCAGACAACUUAUGAGCACCCGACUAGUGUUUAUGGUGAAGGCAUUCAGCGGCCAGUUUUGACAAGGGUCAAUGGCCCAAGUUUGCCUGUGUCCACCCGUUAUUCCUUUGCUGGCCCACGCGGAUAUUGA